This is a messenger RNA of Rhincodon typus (whale shark), 3659 nucleotides long. RefSeq lists its product as uncharacterized. Gene Ontology annotation, biological process: brain development; neuron differentiation; endoplasmic reticulum tubular network formation. Bases 16 to 3324 code for a protein of 1102 amino acids. NCBI's taxonomy places the organism in Eukaryota, Metazoa, Chordata, Chondrichthyes, Orectolobiformes, Rhincodontidae. The transcript is spliced from 8 exons. The record is from RefSeq and is a predicted model, not a curated record. Gene Ontology annotation, cellular component: neuron projection; postsynaptic density.
CAUCUUGGCUGGGAAAUGGGCAGAGACAGGAGGCUCAUUCUGUCACUGUUAUGGAUUCCCUUGGGGUCUAAUUAUCUGCUAUUCUUAUAUUUUUCAGAUAAUUUGCUUUCUUCUUCCUCUCAGCAUAUCUCUCUAACUGAAGAGAGAUUGCAACUCCAAACGCUCCUCUCUGGUCACAGUCUGUCUUCACAACAGCCGAGCUGUGUGAGCGUUUCUGAAACGAUCGGGUCUUUCCCACCUUCUGCCCUUGGCUCUGUUGUGACAUCUGACAUGCUCUCGGGUCAAGGUGGAUCAUCUGCCUUGAACCCCUCGUCGAAGAAGACUGCUCUGUCGGACAGUGAGCAGGAACGUUUAGGAUCUGCAGUCCCUCGUGGAAUGAGCAGCCUCUAUGGGAAUGCUUCUGGGAACAACACAGCCUUCAGGGGCUCUCAGCCUGGAGGAAGUGUCUUUGAUAACUACAGUUGGAUGAGCCAACCUGAGCUGGUAUUUGGGAAGCAGGAAUCUCAACGAGUACUGGAAGCAGUGGAAGUUUGUCAAAUGGAGCGAGUUCACCAUGGGACUGGGGCAGAGCACGCUCCUGAGGAGCCAGCAAAAAGUGACCCUUCUUCAAUUGAUUCUUCACAAGAAGAAGAUUCGUUGGAAAGAAUUAGUCCUGACUCUCCUUUCGAGGUGCUUGCCGAAAUGCAAGAGAAGGGACCUUGUGCUGAAGAGACUUCAAAGUCAUUGUCUAUUGUGGAUGAGCGCAAUGUGGAUCUGAACCUGCCUCAGAAGCUUCCCCCAUUCACAGCAGGGAUUGAGACUGAUCCAUUGGGUCAAACAAUGGCCAGAACUGAAGCUGAAACAGUUGCUGCUAUUGGGCCAAAGUCCAGUUUGAAGACAGGAGAACUUCCGCACGCUGUGCCCUGCCCUCGAGCAGGUGUCCAGCAGGAGACUCCUGACAGACAAAGCAGCAUCGGAGAAGGAGAUGUCUUCAGGCCAAAUGCCAUCACAGGAGGUGGGAUUUCCAUGGACAUAACUUCCAAAAGCUUUCAACCUUCUGUCUGUGGAUCAAUGAGCAGACCACAGGAUUCGAUUCCUGGAGAUCCACUUUCUCAGCCGCUUAAUAAAAGAAAGAUGGUCUACGGUCUUGAAAUGGACCUGGAUCUUUCAGACAGGAUGCUGGAGCCAGUAAGUGGCCCUGGAACUGACAGACUCUCUCCUUACUCGCUUAUAAAGAUUACCCCAGAUGAGCCUGUGAACCUUUCUGUGCAAGUACCCACAUCCACCAGUGCUGGCAUCAAGACUCUGCCCGAUGUUGGGCAUGAGGGUCAGAUUGACCCUCUAAAUAGGAGCAGUGAACCCUCAGCAGAGGUACCACACAGAGACCCAAUGGAUGAGCCACAGCCUCUGAAGAAAGAGGCAAAGGAGAUUUCCCCUGGUAAGGAAACUCACCAACUCCGUGAAGAUCCAGCUUCAACCUGGGGCAGCUCACAAUGCCCAGCCCUUGAAGGAGCCACUGCCCUUGAUCGUGUUCUGUCCGUGAGAUUGGAGAAUAUGGAGGCAGACAGUUCCGGAGAAUCUGAUGACACCGUUAUUGAAGAUGUCAGGUCCAUCCCAGUGGGGACCCCCUCGUGUGGGAAGGAGCAGUCAGGUGAUACAGGCACCACUGAGAAACUGGUUUUUGUGCCAGUGUUAAAUCUUACAGAGACCAGGGAGCAGACGGUCAGUGACAGACAGAGAGAGUCUGUGAAUCUUCAAUCCACAGGCACUGGAGGAGAUAGGACACUGUCUGCAGAAACCAAAGGCUGUCCAGCAGAAAGCCCAGUACUGGUUGGAGCUUCACCUGGGCUUGGUCACACAGGAGAAGUGGUGUCGGAACAAAGACCAAUGCCUUCUCAAGAAGUUGUACCUUCAGUCUGUGCAGUUUCCCCUUCCUCACCUCCGGCCGCCAGUUACCAAUUAGAUGAGCAUAUGUCUACAGUAGAAGAAACUGGCAAACGUGAGCCAAGAUCUGGUUCUCCAGUCUUGCCAACCUUGUCCCAUGUGGACCAACCGCACUGGCACCCACGUGGCCUGUCUCCAACUGAUUCUCCUACCACUCAGCAGUCAGCAGACUUUCCUGUCUUCAGUGCUGAUAGCGGGGAGCAUUCUGUGGUGGAAGGUUCUUCUCCUUUACAAGAGAUGAUUCGGAGAUCAGCAGCCCAAAGGGGCCACGUUUUUGGGGAAAUGCAGUCUGUGUCCGUGAAACCAGCUCCACCCCAAUCGAUCAUCAUCAAAUCCACACCCAUAGUUACUGAAACCCCUACAUUCGUUGUCAGAUCAGCUAAUGGUCCAGCGAAGGCCCAGGAGGGAGUGGCUGAGGGAACAAUCAAGGCUUUAGAUUCUGUGUCACCAUCUUCAGUCGGACUGGCUGGAGUCGAACAACCAACCGUGAAGCAGGAAGUAGCCAAUCUCAGCGCUUCAGGAAGGAGGGACACACAGAAAGAUCAAAGAGCCAAGGAUGGACAGAGCUUCAUAGGGUCUGAUGACAGAGUCCAGCCCCAGUUAACCACCGCUCCUCAGGCACUGAGCAAACUAACCCUCCAGCAAUACUCUCCCAUCGAGGAGCCAGGAAGAGACGAAGGCCUGACCCUGCAUCUGGCCCAGCCCCUUGUGGACACGGCCCCUCCAAGUGACUCCAAAGUGAGACCAGAGCUGAAAUCACAAACUGUCUCGGAGCCUGUGCAGAUGGAAAGGCCUGUUGGUGGGGAGGCUUCUGAUAGGCUGAGUAAAAUGGCAGUGAAAGGUCUGAUCUACUGGCGUGACCCUAAGAAGACAGGGGUUGUGUUUGGGUCCAUUCUGACCUUGCUGGUGUCACUGGCCGUGUUUAGUGUGGUCAGUGUCAUGGCCUAUCUCGUGCUGGCUUUGCUAUCCGUCACCAUCAGUUUCCGCAUCUACAAGUCCGUGGUACAGGCUGUGCAGAAAACCAACGAUGGAAAUCCUUUCAAGCCAUAUCUGGAACAGGACAUCACCUUGUCCUCAGAAACAUUCCAUAAAUAUUGCAACAUAGCCUUCACCCACCUGAACCGAGUGCUGAAAUAUCUGCUGCAGCUUUUCCUGGUCCAGGAUCUAGUGGAUUCACUAAAGCUUGCAGUUCUCAUGUGGCUAAUGACUUAUGUUGGAGCUGUCUUCAAUGGGUUGACUCUCCUGAUUCUGGCCGUACUAUUAACCUUCAGCAUUCCGAUCAUCUAUCAAACUUACCAGACGCAGAUUGAUCAUUAUUUUGAACUAGUUCAGAAACAGGCAACCUGUGCUUUUGGGAAGAUCCAAGACAAGCUUCCAGGUGCAAAACGAAAGAGCGAGUAGCAAUGGGGUAGCCCGCUCAGCGGCCUCCAUACGCACUCCUCCCCAUGCCCCCCGCUACUAAACUAUAACUCUGUGUAUUGGAACUAAAUGCUUGCUGUCUGUCUGCUUGGGCCUACGUUCCACCAUUCCUGCUGUAGUGGACUACUUCUGGGAUCUUGCAAUUUGCUCCAUUGUGGAUUUGUUCUUGCCUCCCCUGGACUCUCUCCCUCCACCCCCAAGUCAAUCUUGGCUGACAAGGGGGUUGCUAGUGCAUUGUGUGUCUGUUGAUCACUGGCUUAAGACAUGUUCCUUUCUGCUGCUUCUGUUUCAAUGAGAUUAUAAAUAUAUAUAUUUUC